Messenger RNA from Haliotis rufescens (red abalone), 7554 nucleotides. Its product is annotated as beta-1,3-galactosyltransferase 5-like. Lineage: Eukaryota; Metazoa; Mollusca; Gastropoda; Lepetellida; Haliotidae. The transcript has 3 exons. The record is from RefSeq and is a predicted model, not a curated record. Bases 690 to 1829 code for a protein of 379 amino acids. Gene Ontology annotation, molecular function: hexosyltransferase activity. Gene Ontology annotation, cellular component: membrane.
GGCACUAUGACCUGCCAAACGAUAGCGGCUAAAGGAAUGUUUAUAUUGAGAUAAGUCGCCUGCGCUUCGGAUUCAACCAUCAAUGGAUCAGUCGUCCUCGGUGCUGUCGGUCGCCACCGUGCAGUUCCAUCACCGAACACGUUGACGCUUGUAACACGAAAAUUACGCAUUACCAUGGUAACGUACUAGUGUUCUGUGAGUAUGGAAUCGGACGCUUCCGAGGGAGUCAAUAUCCCAAGCAUGAUGCAUCCAAGUAAUUGAACAACUCUGGAUAUACAAUGUGUUUCGACAGCAUCGUCCGAUCUCAAUUAACUGAGGCGGCCAACCGACUUGCUUCAUCGUCAGCUGCAUGUGGAUGCGAGACUGUGUUUACAAUCGGUUCAGCCAGAUAUCAUCGCUCAUAUUAACUGGACCUCUAUAACCAACUGCUCAGUGAUUCUAUCAGGCCUGGUGCAGCAUCCUUCGUGUGAUUGACCAAUACCUGUUACCUGGACACACACCUGGAGUCGGGGGAUGCUGAGCUUAACCUGCGGAUUAGUCGGUGAAGAAAUGAGAGGCCAACUGUGUUGAGAGUUACCUCCCUUCGACGAAAGGUUGUGUGAACGCCAUGUUGGAUGACAUAGGGUGAGAGCGAGGCUGCGCGUGACCCCGGUGAAGAACCUGCCGUCCCCGAUGACGCUCCCGAGAGAAUGUUUCCUCGGUUAUCCACUGUGUUUAGGUAUGCUACCCUUCUAGUCCUCGUCCUCAUCUCCGCCAUCAUGAUCUUCCAACUCGGGACAAACAGUGACGUCACUUCCGAAGAGAUUAUACUUCCUGUGGAGGUCUAUGACGUCGAACCUAUUCGUCGGGAAGACAUCAUGACGUCACUUCCCAAGCACACUGCCCGGGCCACCACGGCAAUAGAAAGCGACAACCCAAACGACCAUCAGCAUAAAUCUGCGAAUCCUCAUUCGUUCGAAUAUCGCAUCAAUCCAGUGACGCAGUGCGCAGGACAGGAGGUGUUCCUUGUGACGUACGUUCACUCAGCUCCCGCCAAUUUCAAAAAGAGGCAGACGAUACGGGAAACGUGGGGACACCACGUGUUUCUCAAGCGUCAUAAUGUCAGAGUUGUAUUCAUAAUGGGGACCGUUCCUGAGGCCCACGUGAUGAACAUGGUGGACAUGGAGGCCAACAGGUACGGAGACAUCGUGCAAGAGAAAUUUGUUGACAGCUACCGGAACCUUACCCACAAAGCCAUCGCAGGCAUAAAGUGGGUCUCAUCCUACUGUUCCAAUGCUAAGUUUGUUCUCAAAACUGAUGACGACAUUCUUGUCAAUUUCCACACAUUUCUAGACUUUCUAAAUUCCACUGUACAAAAGACCUACGGGACUAAAAGGUUGAUUGUGUGUAAUCAGUGGAUUCGCAUGAAAGUCAUGAGGGACAAGAGGUCCAAGUGGUACAUUCCGAAAGAGGAUUUCCCGGAUGAUUACUUUCCGCCAUAUUGUUCCGGUUCUGCGUACUUGAUGAGCGCAGACGUUGUGGGCGGAAUGUACAGGGCGUCAAUGACAACCCCGUUUUUCUGGGUAGAUGAUUAUUACAUUACGGGUAUGUUGAUUCAGAGGCUGAACCUCACGCAUCGGCGGUACAACCAAGCGUAUAUUCUGAAUCCUGGAGUUGUUGUGGACAAGUUUAACAACGAUAAAGAAAACAGUCUUGUGUUUUUCCACGUUCACAAACUGAGAACGAUGUACCAGAUCUGGCAGAAUAUGACGAUGAAACACAUAGAGAAAUUAUCAUUAGUUGACUCUGUUGCAAAGCCGUUCAGGCCGUCCUCCGCGCGAUCUGUGUGAAGGAGGGUUUCCCACCACAUAGCCAAUAGACCUUAACCAUUCGGGACCGACCAUUUGAUAACCAGGGAUGGGGACCUGUAAUUUAAAAAAAAAGAUGUUCCUGAAAAAAAUUACGAAAAUAUUUUUAUGUUACCUAAUGUUUUAAUAACAAAAGAAAUCGCUGGUUAGUUCUGAAAAAAAAUGUCCAAAUACUGAGCAGUGACCGAUAAAAUAGGCUAGCUUUUCUAAAAACAAUUCCACCACCCUUUCUCACCCCAUUUAUGAAAUGGUCUGUCCUGUGUAUACGGCGUGUUUGUUUCUUAGACACAUUUGUACAUAAAAGGUAUGCUGCAUACCUAGGUAAACCAUAGUCCCUGCUUACUAAGGCAAAUGAUAGGUGCUGCAUGUUACGGAGAAGUGUAUGUUCCAAAAGCUUACGGUUCUGAAAAUGACCUACUCGUGUGCUUAAUGGUUGCGCGUUGUGUCCUGCAUCGGAAGCAUGUAAGGGCCAUAAAGGGCUUUUUUGUACAGGUCAUCAUCUUCCAAAUUCCAAGGCUAAAUGAAUUAACGUGAGAUCACGUACAGGCUGUUAUGUUCUGAUAAUGAUCUUGCAAACGACGAAUCUUGUUAGCGUUUCAAGGGUCAAUUUACGGUAGCCUGUAGGGACCAUUAUGAGUUUUAGUUCUAUUUUUAUAUUACAAGUUGCAAAGCUAAAGAAAUUCAGUUUGGCUCUUGGGGCUCUGGGUGUUUAUGUUCUCACUAUGAGCUGCCAAACGGCGAGGCUAAAUAUUUUUGUUUUGUUAAAUGUAUUGACCAACAUGGUGUUUGAUUCAUGCGAUGAUAGUGGAAAAGAGAGCUGAUAAAGAGAAGCGUGAUGUUACGGAUACAUGUAGGGACCAACUCGCGAUUUUUAUAACAGUAUCACUGGUAGUAGGUCGAGUCAUGUUAUGGAAGCCUGUAGAAAUUUCAUUCAUUGGUUUUGAAAGAGAUAUUGAAAGUGAAUUGUAUUGACCGAUUGAAUUAACAAGUUUUGACCAAUAUAUGUCUGGUCCUGACGCACAUGUGACCCUGAUAAAAGCAAGUUUAAGUGGUAACAGACCAUAAUACAGAAACCUGACAGGGCCAAAAAUGUCUUUUUGCAGUAUGAAUAAAUUUAUUUAUUUAAAUAAAUGUAAUUUUUAUCUUCCCAGUACUUAAAGGCCAACCAUUUGAUAUACAUGCGUUCCUUUUUAUUUUUUAUUUUUCAAACAUAAGUUAUUUUGAAAAACAGCAUAUCGACAAAGAUUUUACUAAAAAAAACAAGUUCGUUGGACAAGAUGGACGUCCGGCAUAAGUUUUUUGCUGGUUUUUUUUGUCCGUCGUCUUAAAAAAAUAUGGAUUCAAGAAGUGUCUCAGAAUAUAUUCUGUCUCAAAAAACUCUCUGUCCCUCCUCGUCCCCCUCCUACCCCUUGAUAUUAAAUGGUCGGUCCCUGUGCAUUUAUACACGUUAUAGGACGUACAUGUUCCCACCACUGAAGUCAUGUUAUUAUGUAAUGCAAAUGAUAUCUCAUAUCUGUUAUUUUUUUAAUGUGAAUUACAUUCCGUUUGACAUUCCAUCGACUGAUCCUGAAGAUAAUACUCCUGUCUCCAUCUUACCUGUGAGAGUGUUCUCACUACUAACAACAGAAUCAUGAAAUGUCGCGAUGAUUAAUUAAUGAAGAAAGCUGCAUGUGUGCUAAUACUUAUACGGUAAAAAAAAAGCCAUUCCGCCGAUAAUGAAUAUUACUUAAAAUAAUGACAACAAUUGCAAAGUGCGUGUUUCAAGAAAUAUCCAUUUUGCUAACGACAAACAUCUUCAUUGAGUUUUGAUCACUGGGUUACAAUCGGCCUAGAAUCGGCACAGACACGGGGCAAAGAAUACUAAAAGUCAAAUGCAUGCAGCGUGACCAUUAGUGGAGGUUAAACUGACAGAAAGCUUUACCUUAUGUUACAGCACAAUGGAAUGAAUGUUUAAGGUGUAAAAGACUAAAUUAUAAAAUAUAACCAAUAUCUUAACCAAUAAUAUAUUCAUUUUGUAUAAUGUAAGUAUCAAAUGUACUUAAAUUAUUUAAUGGCAACAAGUUCAUACAACCUUAAGCUUACUACUAACUUAUCUUAAUUAAACAUAUUAAUAAAUAAUUGAGCUUCCCACAAUUGUUAUUAUCAACUGUUUGAAUCUUGAAAAAAAAUAUUAUGAUCAUGAUAUCAUAUGAUUAUUAUAAAAAGGACUGUAAGCGAAUAACGGUAUAUAUUAUAGUCCUUUUUUUAAAGACAAUGUUUGGAGGUGUCACGCAAAAAGCCUUUUCACGUAUUAAUGCUAUGCCCGUAUAAAACAAUCCACUUUUGUCUCUUGUAUAGGUUUAUUUUUAUCAUUAUUAUAAUGAACGGGUGUCAAGUUACUGCAUUCCAAAAUAUUUUCUCCAGUUGGUUAUAUGUUUGUUUCGUUGUUCAGGAACCCCGUUUAUCCAGAUUUGUCAAUGAAACCGAACUGUCCAUAUUAAUGAGGUACAAGUGUGAUACUGAUAUCGUGGUUGUACGUUCAACGUUCGUUACAACUCACGAAUUUCGUUCUUUUUAUAUGUUCUCUCUUUGCUGAUAAGAAAUUAAAUGGUCGAAAAAUAUCUGUUUGCAAGUCACAUUAAAUGGUGUUUGUUUUAGGAAAAAAACGUCCCUCGUCAUUAGAGGCAGUGAAUACGUAUUUAUUGAUUUAUUUUGAACAUGGUUGUAAUAGCAGUAGUACUAUAUCCAGCCAAUCAAAUUCCUGACGUCUAGCUUCACAGAAUUAGCUCGGUGCAGACACCUGUAGCGAUGCCUUACAUUAGCUGUCAUUGGAACGAUGUCCUGAGCUUGUAACAGGAAACGGCUGCAAAAUUUACGACGCCUUUGCGCAGACAGGUGUAUAAUUUUGUCAGCUUUUCAAUCACAAAAUGUCUCGAAUUUUACUGCUUUAAAAGACAGCCAUACUUGAAAAAAAUCUGUAAGCUGUAAUUUUUAUUUGUCAGGUGAUAUUCCUUAAUGCACGCAUUUGGCUGGUUAUUUAGCAAGGUACGCUAUAUUAUCGCGGUAGUUAAUUUAUAAUGGAUGGUAAUGGCGAAUGUUUACCGACACAUUAACUAUGUCAAACGCAAAAUGUUUCUUGUUCUUUAUUCAACUUUUAUGUCACAUCGAUUAGGAUUGAUCGAUGCUGAUUUUCUUUCCGAGUUCGGGCAAUCUCAUUAAAAUCAGACCUUAGUUCUCGCUACCGCUAAGCUUUGUUUAGCGGUAGCGAGAACUAAGGUCUGAUUUUAAUGAGAUUGCGAGUUCGGGAAACAAAGCACCUGUCUUUGGCGACUCAAGGGCGGGCAACUCUAUAUUAUCGCGGUGUCACUAUUUUGUGUGUGAUACGUGUGGAUUAUGUGGUUUACAUCACUUCCUGUUUUUGAUUAUGCAUAAUCAGUAUUCAUACGACCUAGGUCAAAACACAACGUUCAAACAAGUGGAUUCUUUUCUAACCAAUUUUGAAUGGAUGUAGGGGUAAUUCCACUUCGAAAACGUUCCCGAAACUAACAUAAAAAAGUUAACGUGUAUACUUACGAGUAGCCAUCCGUGACAUAACGCAGCGAGUCCUGUAUUCGAUCAUGCGAUGAAAUAUUGUGCUAAUUUUGCAUAUAAAGUAAACAGUCGACAGUUGAUGUAGAUUACAAGAUUUACCGAUACCGCGACAAUAUAGAGUCAUACCUUACGUGAAUAAUGGGUUCAAGGCUGAGGCUGUGCAUUAUCGGUGGUAUGCGAUGGAACAUUGAGUUUUAUUUACAUCGUACGUUUGAACCUGUCGAAAGAGGCAUUUGUGUUGUAUUUUAUGGGCGCAUCACGCUCCCGCGGCACAAUCGUGCCCAUUCGUGACCAACUCGUGUUAUUCCGGGACAAGCCGGAUAGCGAUCUUCUUCCAGGUUGCGGAAAGGGGCGAGUGGUGACGAAUGAAUCGUGCCUUCUCGCACACCUCACGGAAAACCACGACAGCGCUAGGACAUGAGGAUCUAGCUCGGGUUGUUUUUCACGAGUUCAAUUUCGAAAGAGAUUUAAGUUAACGUAAAUAAACCGAACAAAAAACUACAGAUGGGUCACUCUGCAAGAGACUGGAUAAUACGACCAUGUCUGAUUCGGAGCAUGCCAUGGUGGCCUCAUCAGGGACUUUAUACUAUAUGCAGUUUUAUAUGUAGCUAACGCCAUUGUGAAACUGCGCCAAAGCUCAGAUAAAAAGAGAUAUUUCAGCAGUUUGAUAUAGAGAACGGUGAUUCAUCGCGUUGAAAUGUGGAAUAUUUUUCCGAAUCUGUUAACUUGCCUCCGUAACGUGAAUAAAAACUUUGGGGUAAACCUUUUUAACGAGCAUUUUUUUAGAUUUCACCCUUUUUUCAUUUUUUUUCACUCAAUCGACAUAACUUUAAAUGGUCGCUUAACAACGCGUUUCAAAUUUGAUUUGUAUUUAUUAUAUAUCCCCGACAGUAUGGUUUUGUUAAAAUAUGUAAACUAUAAAUUGCAAAAAGAAAGCCUUACUAAAACAACAACUUCUGGGGUUUAGCGGUGCAGUCCCUCAUAUUCUUUUAGUUUCAAUUGAAAGGAGUAAAUCGUUUGUAGAGACCUUUUUUAACCGAUACCUGUUGUCAUAAUAGACUUACAUCGGCGAGAGUUAUAGGGUUAUAUGUAUUUUCAAAAUGAUAUAAGGUCACACGUUUCUGCAGCUGUUUUCUCCGACAGAGGUUUUAGGUUUUGAAACAAACGCAGAUUGCGAUUCCUUGUGUACCUCAUUGAUAUUAUAAACAGUGUAACCUCGUUAAUCCGGACACCGUUAAUCUGGAAACCACGAAUCUCUGGUUAUCGUGUUUGGAACGCCCCUAUGCACACAUUUACCCCUGAAGUUUAUUUGUAGAUCUGGUUGAAUUCACCGGUAUCGGUAUUGUCCGUAUCAAAAAGGUUUCACUGUAUUAUGUUUUGUUGAAAUGUAAAACAAUAUAUGUCGUUUUUACUGUGAUAAUGCAUUCCAAAAAAUAUAUCUGCUACUUACGUCAGAGGAAUCUGAAGUUCUGAUUAAAAUAAUAUAUUAAGAUUGUAUGGCUUUUCCAUUUUAAAGACAUUUCUCAGAGUCUGAACUUUGAUAGUGAUGGCGACUCUGCAUUCAUCUCUCUCUCUCUCUCUCUCUCUCUCUCUCUCUCUCUCCAUAUAUUUAUGGAGUGAUAUUUACGCAGUGAUAUCACGAUCUCAGGAUGAAUUUUUGAUUUGUGACGUCACCGCACACCAAAUGUAUUUAUAUAUAGAGAGGGUAGUUUGAUAGAUAGUGAUGAGUCUUUAUUUCCUUAUUGUAUUCAGAACUUCAUAUGCCUAUACUGACAUAUCCACUGACAUAUCCGGAGAAGAGAGGAAAACACAUCCUCUUCCUGUCCUCGUUACACCCAGAUAAGCUUGAUGUAACGGCACGUGUCUGUCUCUCAUUGUGUGUUAUAGUCCUUGACAUGUUUAUGUGAAAGUACCGGUUGAAAUUCGUCGAGAGGAUUCGUGAGAUUAUCCCUGUAGUGUUACUAGCGUGUUUACUCCCAGUUAUGCUACAUCCGGCGCCUAUCGGUACUACAAAGUUGUGCUUCCGGGUUUCAGUGCUGUCUUCACUCAACCAGUUGAUCUGUCUGUCAUUAUUGUCUGUCUCGUCAUGAGGGCAAUCAACACGUUUGUUAAUAAAAGUCUGUGGGAGAGCUUUUUA